UUCGCUUCAUCCCCAAGAAACAACAACCACUUCUUCUUCCUUCUUUCGAUUAAGUUUCAUUAUGGCCGCUGGUGAUUAUUUUCGGAUCAGAGACGACCUGAUGGGAGCAGGAGACGAGCUGAUGCUCUUACGUUAUCUGAAGCCGAUGAUCGACGACGGAGCAUCCUGGCCUCAACACUUCACCGAAGACGCAGACGUGUUCAACAAGAAUCCAAGCAAGGAAUUCAAUCCUGAGAACACAGUCUUCGUGAUCGUUAAUCCUCGAACAGAGGCAUGUGGUAAAACCGAUGGAUGUGAGUAUGGUAGCUGGAGGAUCAUGGCACGUGACAAACUGAUCAAGAACGAGGUGACCGGGAAGCUUCUAGGGUUCAAGAAGAUUCUCAAGUUCUGCGUAGAGAAGACGAAGAGAGGCAGAGAGUACAAGAGAAGCUGGGUCAUGGAAGAGUUCAGGCUUCUGAACCCUAAGCAAGAUCACGUGAUUUGCAAGAUUCGUCUUUUGUUCCACGCCGAAAUAGGUUUCUUGCUAUCCAAGCAUUUCUCCUAUUCGUCUGGUCCGCUUCCUGCAACACAGUCAUUGCCAGCUUAUGGAUACGGUUUGCCUGACCCAGAAUACGAGGGUGCAUAUUAUCUUCGGAGCUUGAUCGAUCAUGAAAACGAAUGGCCUAGCUACGUUGCCAACGACGUGUUCUGCAUGCAUCCAUCGGCGCUUGUGGAUCCUCAUCGAGAUCAGAUGUUUGCAGAAUCAGGAAUCUGCAUCUUCACUAACCGGACAGAGGCUUGUGGUUAUACCGAUGGGUGUGAUGGAGGUUGCUGGAGGACCAUGGAGGGUGAUAAACCCAUCGCUUCGAUCAUGGAGGGUGAGACUUUUGGUUACAGGAGGGUUUUCAAGUUCUGCGAAGCGGAUGGUACAGCCAAAUACUCCUAUACUGAUCCCUACGGAGAAGUUGUGUUUCUGACUUGGAUUAUGGAGGAGUAUAGGCUUGCCGACGAGGAGAUGAAGGAUAAAGUGUUGUGCGUUAUCAAGCUUCUUCCGAGGUAAAUAUUCAUUGAUCAUUGAUUCAGGAGUCUCUGUGUGUGUGUUUCUUCUCCCUCUGUAUUCUAACUAUGAUAUAGUUUCUUAAUUCUCUAGCUAUUCAAUUUGGUUUAGACACUUGUGGUUCCAAUUUCUUUUACACACAAGAACGCUAAUAGCAUAAAGGCAACAAUAUUAACAGCAUCGUCACAUAGAUUUGUUCUUUUACACACAAUUGAGAACAAUAUUAGCAGCAUCCUCACAUAGAUUUUGUCUUCUAAAUUUUCACAAAACUAUAAGAACUAAGGCAGACACCAGUAACGUACCUUGUGAAGUAACCCUGUUCAGACGAUGCAAGGCCACUCACUCUAUUAAAUAUAGAUCCUUCGCCAAACAACACCUUCUCUGACAUAAUCACAACACCUUCCCUUUUCUUUCUUUUGUUAUCAUCUUCUUAACUCUCGUUUCUUCUAUAGUUGUAGUGAGCUACUUGUCUGAAUUACUAUAACAAACAUAUCCUAUGACCAAACAAUGAUGCUGCAACAUGGUGAGGGUUUGUACAAGAGUCAGUUCCCGGGAGAAGCUCAAUAACUGACGCUAUAAAGCUCAAUAUCUCGGCAGAAAAGAAACAAUCCAUAGGUAACAAAGCGCUUGUUUAUCUCACAUUAAUCCCUCAUUGUUUUUUUCUUUUCCGAUGCGAUUCAUCCUCUGCUCGACGACUGCUAGGUUCGUAGUUUGAGAUUCCCAAUUCGGUGGUUAAACCUAAUAGAUGGUUUACACAAACAAGAAGAAAAGACGACAAAACUUCUUUCAUAAAAUUGAACUUUUAUCAAAUAUAUAGGUGUAUUAUUUAUUCACCAUAUUCUCCAAAGUCUCAUGAAUCAUGAGAAAGAAGGGAACAAAUAGAAACAGAAGCACCUCCGACUUGUACCGCAAGUAGCGUCUCCCACCCAUAAUCAAUCUCUUUUACUACCGAAUCAAUCAUCGUUCUUGGUUCCAACGGAGAAACGAUAACAAACAACGUGGCUAACACUCAUCAGACCAAGAAGCGGUCCGACCACUGCCACGGCUGCUACGGUUGCAAACACAACCAAACAACCAGUCGAUUUCUCUCCAUCGGUUAUGGCUAUAGCACAGGUCUCAAGUUAGGAGGACUUGAGAGCUUUAUAGCAUGGCUAUAUAGAAAGGAAGAUGGUGGGCUAAUGACACGUGGAUGCUAAUAAGAUACAACUUUAUGAUACGUUUAAUCUUGUAAAAACCCCAAACGCAAAAAAAAACUUUAUCCACAAACCACAAGGCUUACGGAUUUGAACUGGACUGAAGUUACCGAAACAGAUCUCACCCAACACCGAACACAAAUGUAGAUAUGAACCGAUUUAGUACGAAAAGAUCGCAAACUUAAACAAAACUGAAUUUAAAAAAAAAACAAUAAAAGCACUCAGAAUUCAUAUGAAACUUUUGUUAUUUGUUUCCCUACUUUAUUUUUUCCAAACCAAGGAUUGAUAAUACAACAUAAUUGACCAAGGAUUCGAUGAAAACUUGAUAGCAUAAUUAUCACGUAAAUAAAAGAAUCGUUCUCCUUCUUUUAGUAAAUGAGAAA
This is a messenger RNA of Brassica rapa (field mustard), 2612 nucleotides long. RefSeq lists its product as uncharacterized. Gene Ontology annotation, molecular function: DNA binding. The record is from RefSeq and is a predicted model, not a curated record. NCBI's taxonomy places the organism in Eukaryota, Viridiplantae, Streptophyta, Magnoliopsida, Brassicales, Brassicaceae. Gene Ontology annotation, biological process: regulation of DNA-templated transcription.